This is a messenger RNA of Drosophila biarmipes, 2253 nucleotides long. Its product is annotated as zinc finger protein 808. Lineage: Eukaryota; Metazoa; Arthropoda; Insecta; Diptera; Drosophilidae. The record is from RefSeq and is a predicted model, not a curated record. Gene Ontology annotation, cellular component: nucleus. Bases 121 to 2187 code for a protein of 688 amino acids. The transcript has 6 exons. Gene Ontology annotation, biological process: regulation of transcription by RNA polymerase II. Gene Ontology annotation, molecular function: zinc ion binding; DNA-binding transcription factor activity, RNA polymerase II-specific; RNA polymerase II transcription regulatory region sequence-specific DNA binding.
UUUGAUCACAAAAGAGCGGUAUAAAACACAAUACACAUUGUAAGCCGAAUAUAUUUUUAAAACACCCAAGAACAAACAGAUUAUUCAGGAAAGAAGAGCAGCCCAACCAAUUGAAGCGCCAUGGACGCCGCCACAUCCCUGGCGGAUCCCGCGCUGGCGGCCAUGAACAAGUUGAACAAGGGCUCCAAGUGCCGAGCAUGUCUAUCGGUGGAGCGGAAAACCGUGCAGCUAAGCGCAGAGAUCCCCAAUCUCCAGAAAUCACGCACCUAUGCCCAAUGCCUGAAGCAGUGCACCCACCUGGACCUGCGGGUCAUCAGUCCCGGCGGCUACCUGUGGCCCAUGCAGAUCUGCGUACGCUGUUGUCGCGCCCUGGAGGUGGCAAUGCACUUUGUGGAGAUGGCGCUGGAGUCGAAUCUCAAGCUUUAUGCAGAGGCAAAGAGCGUAAAGCUGCCCAGUCCCACAGGCGAAUUGAAGAGGAAGGCCAGCAGCGAAACGCUCCACUGGAACCAGUUCAGCCAGGAGUUCGAGCAGUUCGUCGAGGGCUACGAAGGAGUGCCUGGGCCCAUUGAGGAGAAUGUCCUCUACAUGCGAGGAUCCAAGGUGCCGCGACUGGAUGUCGAUGCUUCGAGCAGCAAGAGAGCGCCUAAAGAAGAUGAGGUAAUCCUUUUCGAUGUCAAGUAUGACACCAACGACCUGGAGGAGGAGGACGAAAACGACGGUUCGGAUGCAAAAAAUAAUGAGACCUUCUUCGAAAGCAGUAUUACACCAGGAGUGGCAGCAAAUGACACCUCUGUGGUUGGUAAAAGUGGCGAAAACAAUAACAAUUAUAAUUUCAAUAACAAGAACGGCGAUAUGUCCGAUGCGGAGUGCGAUCUUAUACAACGCGCUCUAUAUAUGACACUGAACGAUGAUGGCAGCAGCCAGGGCCUAAAUGAAGAGUCCAGCAAUCAUCUUAUAUCCAAUGGGGUAGAGGAAACUUCAGCACUUGGACUGGAAGAAGCCAGCACUAGCAAUAUGAAGGCCAAUAUACCCAUAUUGAAAUGCAAUAUUUGCCAAUAUACGGAUACCGAUGCGGAGCAGCUUAGAAGUCACUACAAAAGUAUUCACAAAAUAUCUAUGGCCGAAGAUGACAUAAUUGGUCUAAACAAAAAUCAAAACUUUAAGUGUCGACCUUGCAAUAGUUAUGAGACGAAAGACAGAGGUGAGAUGCAAAAGCAUCUUAUCGAUCACCAUAAAAUUGACGGUGACUUUGAAAUGUACUGCUAUAUGCAGGCCAACUGUCCAGCUUGUGACAGGAUCUUUAAGGAUCAGCGGUCGGCCAAAAAACAUUACACCAGGGUGCACACACCCGCGCAGGUUGUGGUGUCGCCGACGGAGACCUAUACCUGUAAGGAAUGCAACAAGAUCUUCAGCCAAAAGGCCAGUCUGCACAGCCACCAGCGUUUCUGCCUGGUGAAGGAUGUAGUGCAUUGCACCUUUUGCGAGCAGCAGUUCAGCAGCAUGCGCAAAUACGAGCUGCAUCUGCAGCAACUCCAUGCCGUGGAAACGUUGCACGAGUGUGAGAUCUGCCGCAGGAGCUUCAAGAGCGCCGACACCCUGACCCUGCAUCGCAAACGGCACUCGGAGAGGCAUUUUCAGUGCGACAAGUGCUCUCUGAACUAUGUAAACUCCGCGGAGUUGCGGGUGCACUAUGAGCGCGCCCACGUAAACGAGGAGCAGGUGAGCUGCCCCACCUGUGGCAGCCAGUUCCAGAACAUGGCCUUGAUGCGCGAGCACGAGCAGAGGAGUCACCAGAAGGCGAAGGUCUGGCGCUGCGAGGUGUGCAACUUUGAGACGAAGACCAGGUGGCGUAGGCGUCAGCAUCAGUACGAGCACAUGGAGUAUCCGUACAAGUGUGCGAGCUGCGCCUGCGAGUUUACAGAUCGCAGAAAGUUCCGGCAACAUUCCAAGAAGGUGCAUGGUACCGAGCUAAGCGACGAUCAGCUGGCUGAGAUGUUCCGCGAGAAGAAGGGCUACACCAACCGGCACGAUGCAUUCAACAGGUCGAACAAUUCGCUUGAGAUUCCGGGCUUCACGGAGGACUGCUUCACCGAGCUGAAGAGCCUGGGCGUAGACUACGACGACAUAUCCACAGAUCUCUUUGCCAACUCCACCGCCCUGGACAACCUGCUGAAUCUGAUACCCUAAGAACCGACCACCGAUCCAUUUACCUGCAUAGAAUUUACAAAAUCAAACGGCACGAACUAUAGCUGA